CCGCCGGCGACAGCCGCCGCCUGGGGAAGGGGGGAAGGGAGCGGGGAGGCCGAGGUGGGGAGCGAGCGCCUCCCCGGGCACCGGCAGCCCCGUGUAGGGAGGCCGGGCGGGCGGGUCUGAGAGGCGGCGUGAGCAUCCCCGGCCGCGUUGGGGCUGCAGGGGCGGAGCUGCGGUCGGUGGGUUCGUCUCAGGUAAGAAUUUAGAUCUGUCUGUGACCGAUACCACGAGUUGUGAAGGUGAUUCCAAAACCACCGUGAGGCAGUUUCCUUUAUUGUGAAAAAGAAACUUUUUGAAGUAAUAAAAGUACAGAUCACUUUACAAAGCUUCUGCCAAGUGGUUGCUGCUCAAGGUGUCCCUAGGAGCAGGCAGUUUUAUGGACAAAGUAGAUGGAAGUUGUUCUACUAAGAAAUAGCAGAUAUUGUUGGAGAUGUAUUCUUGAAGUUUCCUUAUUAAACAGGUCCUGAAGUGACUCUCUGAAGACUUCAUUUUUGAAAAUUCAAAAAGCAAAGACAAUUCUGUUUUAAUAAAUGAAGGAGAAUAAAGAAAAUUCCAGCCCUUCUGUAAACUUGGCAAACCUGGACCAUACAAAGCCAUGCUGGUACUGGGAUAAGAAAGACUUGGCACACACACCAUCACAGCUUGAAGGGCUUGAUCCAGCUACAGAGGCACGAUACCGCAGGGAAGGGGCCAGAUUCAUAUUCGAUGUGGGAACACGUUUAGGGCUACAUUAUGACACUCUAGCAACCGGAAUAAUUUAUUUCCAUCGGUUUUAUAUGUUUCAUUCCUUCAAACAGUUCCCAAGAUAUGUGACAGGAGCCUGCUGUCUCUUCCUAGCAGGAAAGGUUGAAGAAACACCCAAGAAAUGUAAAGACAUAAUUAAAACAGCUCGUAGCUUAUUAAAUGAUGUACAGUUCGGGCAGUUUGGAGAUGACCCAAAGGAAGAAGUGAUGGUACUUGAAAGAAUCUUGCUACAAACAAUAAAGUUUGAUUUGCAAGUGGAACAUCCAUACCAAUUUCUUCUCAAGUAUGCCAAGCAACUCAAAGGAGACAAAAAUAAAAUUCAAAAGCUGGUUCAAAUGGCAUGGACAUUUGUCAAUGACAGUCUCUGCACUACACUGUCCCUGCAGUGGGAGCCUGAGAUCAUAGCUGUUGCAGUUAUGUACUUAGCAGGCCGUUUGUGUAAGUUUGAAAUACAGGAAUGGACAUCAAAACCAAUGUACAGACGAUGGUGGGAACAGUUUGUCCAAGAUGUUCCUGUUGAUGUUUUGGAAGAUAUCUGUCAUCAGAUCCUGGAUCUAUACUCACAGGGAAAACAGCAAAUGCCUCAUCAUACUCCUCAUCAGUUGCAGCAGCCACCAUCUCUUCAGUCUACACCCCAGGCACCUACAGUACAGCAGUCCCAGCAAUCCCAGAGUUCAGAGCAACCCCAGACGCAGCAGCAAAAAGAGUCUCAGCAGUCAGCACAGCAACAGCAGCAGCAGCAGCAAACACAAGCGCAGCAAUCUAAAAAGCCCUCUCCUCAGUCAAGUCCUCCUAGACAAAUUAAAAGACCAGCAGCUGUAUCUCCAAAAGAAGAAACAAAGGCAGCAGAACCACCGCCACCAUCUAAAAUUCCUAAAAUUGAAACUUCACAUCCACCAAUACCUCCUGCACAUCCACCUCCAGAGCGCAAGCCUCCUUUGACAACAGCAGUUACAAUGGGAGAACCAGAGCAAUCUGCUACUGUGGACUCAGUAGAUGUUCCAAAGGUCCAGAUUCCUCCUCCUGCUCAUCCUGCCCCAGUACAUCAACCUCCCCCUCUGCCACAUCGUCCUCCACCCCCACCCCCCACCAGUUAUAUUACAGGGAUGUCUACUACAAAUUCUUACAUGUCAGGGGAGGGUUACCAAAGUCUCCAGUCAAUGAUGAAAACAGAAGGACCAACAUACGGAGCUUUACCACCGGCCUAUGGACCACCAGCUCAUCUACCAUAUCAUCCUCAUGUCUACCCUCCCAACCCUCCUCCACCACCAGUUCCACCUCCACCCCCUGCUUCUUUCCCCCCACCCAAUAUUCCACCUCCUACUCCUGGAUAUCCUCCUCCGCCUACAUACAACCCUAAUUUCCCACCUCCAAGACUGCCUCCAACUCAUGCAGUACCACCUCAUCCACCUCCAGGGCUGGGAAUGCCACCAGCUAGUUACCCCCCUCCUACUGUUCCCCCAGGUGGACAGCCACCUGUACCACCUCCAAUUCCACCACCUGGUAUGCCACCUGUAGCAGGACUUGGACGUGCUACAUGGAUGAGAUAGCAUGAGGUAAUUUGCACGAAUAUACCUUUAUGUUGAUUAGGCAGGAGUAGAUAGCCAAAACCUACAUUGUAAAGAUGAAGAGGAGGGUAAUCUGUAUAAUUUAGAUGAAAUGAGAUUAAAUGAAAAUUUAGCUGAUCUGUUUGCAGUAUGGUUUAUGGUGAGUUAUAUAGGCUUCUAGAUUUUAAUCAGCUUUGCAGUAUCUAUUCUAACUUUAUACAUUUGACAUAAGUUUGAAUUGUCUUGACUUAUUCCAGCACUGGAUUACUUUGUACUAGCAAAACCAGCCAUAUUGGCUCAAUUAUAUCAGUAAGAAGAAAAUUUCCUUCUAGAAAUCAGUGCCUAUUUUUAAGUAUCAAAAUAGCCAGAUACUAUGAUAUUUGAUCUAUAAUAAGAAACUUCAUUUUUAAUAGUAAGUAAAACAACACAAUGUCAAGCAUAAAAGCUGCUUUAUUUAAGAGAGAUUCUGAAUGCUGGCUGACUGGAAUAAUUUUGAGGUGUUUGCCUUGCUGAUAGUUUUGGUUUGGAAUGUACUGGUAUCUUAAAAUAUUGUAUGUUUACACCUAUUUGCAAAUUCCUGUACAUAAUAUAUAUAUUUUCUAAGUGUGAAAGUCUGAAUGUAACAGCCUACUGUGAUGUACAUCAUAGUUAUAAAUGGGACUACUUUGUUCACUCUACCCAAAUAAAAUUGGUUCUGAAUUUA
Molecule: messenger RNA, 2991 nt
Organism: Vidua chalybeata
Lineage: Eukaryota; Metazoa; Chordata; Aves; Passeriformes; Viduidae
Gene: CCNK
Product: cyclin K
Exons: 14
Coding region: 528-2291 (587 amino acids)
Biological process (GO): regulation of transcription by RNA polymerase II; positive regulation of DNA-templated transcription, elongation
Cellular component (GO): nucleus; cyclin/CDK positive transcription elongation factor complex
Molecular function (GO): cyclin-dependent protein serine/threonine kinase activator activity
Source: RefSeq, a predicted model, not a curated record